AUGCGUCCGAGCAGCGGUUCUCUUUCACCCGAUGUUGAUGAUUCUAUUAUCACGGAAGAUGCACAGAACACCAAACCAUUUAUAGAAUUCAACAAUCUGCGUCCACUCACUCGCAAGCAGGAACGGAAGUUGAUGGAUCAUCUAGAAGAGAGAUUUCUCGACUUAACGAGGAAUUACAAGAAGCGGUACUUAUCUGAGGUCUCGUCCACUUUACCCACUUUGUCCUCCUAUCUCCAAGCCACGCGCAUCAUUCUCUCGCUCGUUCUGCAAAUUCCUCCAUUGGAUCCAUCGACAUCUUUGCGCACUGCGUAUCUUCUUCGUCUGACCAAUGACAUCAUGCACUCCAUCCCUGGAUAUCUUCCGGAUACCGACACGCUUCCCGAGCUCCUUGAAUGGCUAGAUGUCCUCGAUCGUGGCUGGCUUGCAGUCCUACACUCACAAGCAUGGGAUCCCGUCCUGAGUGAGGGAGUCGAUGUCAUCUUGACCCCAGGAGCUCCGAUUAUGCGCUCGUCGCCUGUCACCCAGACAGAACGGACGCGCCUGAGGAGCUUGCUCGUGACGGGGACGGGGACAAUGGAAGAGUGGAUGGAAAGUCUGGAUACAGAGGAAGAGGAUUACAACAGCGCGCUGGAGAGGCUCGGCCUGCAGUCGGGAUUCGAUCAGCUGUUUUUUAGGUCUCUCACCGCAAUGGGAGGGUUAGGAAGCGCGGCCAGCGACCCUGCUGGGAUGGUAGGGUGA
Molecule: messenger RNA, 738 nt
Organism: Heterobasidion irregulare TC 32-1
Lineage: Eukaryota; Fungi; Basidiomycota; Agaricomycetes; Russulales; Bondarzewiaceae
Exons: 2
Coding region: 1-738 (245 amino acids)
Source: RefSeq, a predicted model, not a curated record